AUGUCGAGGGCAUUCGAAACGUAUACCAUCGGACCAGAGAGCCCGGAUGUCCGCAGCAAGUAUCAGCCAACGGACGAAGUUAUAUUUCGGAGCCCAUUUGGGCCAUUCCCCAAGGUUGACCCUGAUCUGAGCUUGCAUGACUUUUUCUUCCCUCCGGAAAAGCCCCUUAAUCAGCCUGACCAUGAUCUGUACAUCGAUGGACAGACUGGAAGAUCUGUGUCGUUGUAUCAGUUCUAUGAUAAAGUGGUAUCCCUAUCGAGAGUGCUGCGGCAUGAUGGACCUAACCCGGUGGGAUUAAGGAAAUCGCCGGUCGAUGAUAAUGGAAGUGGUGAGAUCAUCGGGAUAUUAUCAAUGAACCAUCUCUCAUGGCCGCUGCUGGCACAUGCAUGCUUCCGGUCAGAGCUUGUGUUUGGUAGUAUCAGUCCAAAUUCGACCCCUUAUGAGCUCUACCAUGUCAUGCGCAAGAUGCAGACAACUUCGGUGGCCGUUCAUGAAUCUCUGCUUCCUUUGUUGAUGGAGACUAUCCAGAAUGGUCCACAAACUGGCAGUGAUAGCACACUGGACUUUGUUCUUGACAGUAGAAAGAUAAUAGUGAUAGCAAAUGAUCCGGCAUUGGACACUGUCCAGGGUUAUCCCACGGUCGAGUCGUUGGUUCGGCUUGGCUCGACAAUACCGGAACGGCCAAGGAAAAGGUCAGGGGGUGACAGGCUGUGCUAUCUCCUUCAGUCGUCAGGGACAUCAGGAUUCCCAAAGGCUAUGAUGAUAUCACACAAGAAUGCAGUACACACCACCCUGCAGGGCAUGAUAAACUCGAGACGGACUGCUGAAUUUCUUAACAUGGAACCGCCAUCAUCUGUGACACUAGGGAUUAUCCCAGCGUAUCACUCGUUUGGUCUGACAUUAUAUACUCUGCGGGUAAACGUGUUCCGGAGUACCAACAUAUUGAUGUCAAAAUGGGACCUAGAGACGGCCCUAAGAUUUAUUGAGAAGUACAAGGUCACCCUACUCCCGCUUGUUCCUCCGCUUGUCCGACAGCUCGCCCUCUCACCCCUGACGGAGAAGUAUGACCUUUCAUCUGUGACCGCCGCGGCGAGCGCAGCAGCAUACCUGCCGCCAGACGUGGCACACGCACUAGGCAAGAAACUGCCGCAAAAUGCUCCAAUCCAAUCCGGCUACGGCCUCUCAGAGGCUCUCUCUGUCGCCCAACCGGUGGCCGAGGGUCUCUUUGGAAUCUCACGCUCCGAACCCGGCAGCAUCGGACACCUGAUGCCCGGGAUAGAGGCAAAGGUGGUUGACCCAGAUACGUAUGAACCUGUUCCUAAGGGUUCCAAGGGCGAGCUCUGGGUACGUGGCCCCAUCGUUACCCCAGGAUACUUCAAAGAUCGAACCGCCACCGCAAGCCUAUUCGCUGAACCGGGCUGGCUGCGAACAGGCGACCUGGUGAGGCGGGGCGCAGACGACCGACUUCACUACCUCGACCGCCUGAAGGAGAUGAUCAAAGUGAAGGGUCUGCAGGUCGCAGCGACAGAGGUAGAGGAUACACUGCUCUCUCAUCCGGAUAAGCUGGUCCGAGACGCAUGUGUCGCCGGUGUCGACAAUGGCCGGGGGGACGGAAGCCUCUUCCCUCGAGCGUGGGUGGUUCUAUCCGACGAAGGCAGACGACGGCGACCAGACCAGGUCAUCCAGCAACUCGACGACUUUGUCAAGAGCCGGCUGUCAAAGUAUAAACAUCUUGCCGGCGGUAUCGAGAUAGUCGACCACACCUUUAAGCCUUCGAGAUAA
Microsporum canis CBS 113480 is the source of this 1782-nucleotide messenger RNA. RefSeq names its product 4-coumarate-CoA ligase 1. Gene Ontology annotation, molecular function: CoA-ligase activity. The transcript has 3 exons. Bases 1 to 1782 code for a protein of 593 amino acids. Gene Ontology annotation, biological process: secondary metabolic process. Lineage: Eukaryota; Fungi; Ascomycota; Eurotiomycetes; Onygenales; Arthrodermataceae. The record is from RefSeq and is a predicted model, not a curated record.